UCACACAUAUAGUGAAAUGUAUUUUUCUUCUCAUAAAAAUAUUGAAAAUUAAUAUUUCUGCUAUUAAUAUAAGGUUGGAUUAAAGAAUAAAUAUGACUUCUUAAAACCCCUCUUUAAACCCCCGGUGGCCGCAUAAUUCCGGCGAAAGAGCUUAACGGAAGAGAAGAGAGAGAGAGAAGAAAGGGGGGAGAGCGAAAUCAUCAUCACUUUUCAAGUAUGGCGGCAGAUUCAGAAACCGAGAGCCCUUCGCCACAAAUUUUUAUUCCUAAUGAAUGGUCGACCGCAGCCGACUUGAUAGCCUGUGGUGCUGUUUCUUUUCCGAUUGCUUUUGUAUGCGGCCCCAAAAAAAGUGGGAAAACAACUUUUGCACGCCACCUCGUUAAUGUCCUUCUUCAGAGGCACAAAAGAGUUGCUUUUCUUGAUACUGAUGUUGGGCAGACGGAGUUUACUCCGCCUGGUCUCCUAGCACUAACUGUUAUUGACAAAAUUACCCCAGAUUUGACGAUUCCAUGCGUGAAAACUCCUGCAAGAUGCUUUUUCUUUGGUGACAUCUCCUCUAAAAGAGACCCAACAACCUAUUUGACUUAUAUAAAGGCCCUUUAUGAUCACUAUAUGGAAACAGAAAUCCAGGGUGCAGGGCUACCACUUGUCAUAAAUACCCCAGGCUGGGUAAAAGGUAUUGGAUAUGAGAUACUGGUGGAAAUGCUAAGAUAUAUAUCUGUCACACAUGUGGUUAAGCUUCAAAGAUUGGUUCUCGCUAGGAACUUACCAGAUGGGGCAUUUUGGUUAAACGAGGGGGAUGCUGAUGCCACCACCACAACUGUUAUUGAGAUUAAUGCUCCUUCUCAGAACCAUUUAACUUCAACGGCGCCAAUGCGAGAGGAUGCACGUCUUCUACGAGAUCUGCGACUAAUGGCGUACUUUAGGCAAUGCUUUCCAAGUGAUACAAGUAUCUCCACGAUUAAGGAACUUUCUCAUGCAUUGGCCUCUCACCCUCCUUAUGAGAUUCCCAUAUCAAGUAUAAAAAUAAAACACCUCCAUUGCCAGGUUGCUACAACUGAGACUUUCUACAGUUUGAAUGCAACUAUAGUUGGGAUGGCAAUCAGUUCAGUAUCUGAGCAAUUGCCUCAAUGUGUUGGCUUGGGAAUCGUGAGAGCAGUUGAUACCUUCAAAGGAGUGCUCUAUGUUAUAACCCCUGUUCCACCUCAUAUUUUGGAAGAUGUUGAUUUGUUACUUCAAGGAUUCAUUCAAAUUCCUAUUUCUUUACUGCAGGUGCAGGGCUGUAUUUCCCCAUACUUGUCUACGAACGUACUUUCUACUAAUUAGGAUAUAGUACUAUUUGAUACUUCUUGUGUACUUAUGUCACUGGGAGAUCAUUUUUGUUGAAGAUCUUAUAUGGUAUAACGUGUGUAGAAACGUAGAUUAUGGAUGGAAGAACUGAUUUUACCUACAGAUUUAAUAGGAAUUUCACAAUUGUUAUCAUCA
This is a messenger RNA of Salvia splendens (bonfire salvia), 1485 nucleotides long. Its product is annotated as polynucleotide 5'-hydroxyl-kinase NOL9. Bases 217 to 1326 code for a protein of 369 amino acids. NCBI's taxonomy places the organism in Eukaryota, Viridiplantae, Streptophyta, Magnoliopsida, Lamiales, Lamiaceae. Gene Ontology annotation, cellular component: nucleus. The record is from RefSeq and is a predicted model, not a curated record. Gene Ontology annotation, biological process: cleavage in ITS2 between 5.8S rRNA and LSU-rRNA of tricistronic rRNA transcript (SSU-rRNA, 5.8S rRNA, LSU-rRNA). Gene Ontology annotation, molecular function: polynucleotide 5'-hydroxyl-kinase activity. The transcript is spliced from 9 exons.